This is a messenger RNA of Desarmillaria tabescens, 1644 nucleotides long. Its product is annotated as NADH dehydrogenase I, D subunit. The transcript has 11 exons. Gene Ontology annotation, biological process: mitochondrial electron transport, NADH to ubiquinone. The coding region runs from base 47 to 1411 and encodes 454 amino acids. The record is from RefSeq and is a predicted model, not a curated record. NCBI's taxonomy places the organism in Eukaryota, Fungi, Basidiomycota, Agaricomycetes, Agaricales, Physalacriaceae. Gene Ontology annotation, molecular function: oxidoreductase activity, acting on NAD(P)H; NAD binding; quinone binding.
CCGCGUCCUUCCGAAACUUUACUGGUCGUCGUCGACAUCAACGACGAUGCUCAGCCGUCUAGCUGCCCGCUCUCGGGCCUUCGCGCCCUCAUUCACCAGAUGCAUUUCUUCAUCGCACGUUCGUCGCGCCACAGCCGCAGAAGCCGCCGAGACCAAAACUGCGUUUGAUUACCACACAGUGGAGGACCUUCAGGGCAUGCAUGCCUCAGAAAUUCUUGCAGAGGCGGAUACUAGGUCGGCGACCAAUAUGAGGCAUUUUACCGUUAACUUCGGGCCUCAGCACCCUGCCGCCCAUGGUGUGUUGCGAAUGAUUCUCGAGCUCAACGGCGAGGAAGUUCUCCGUGCAGACCCACAUAUUGGUCUUUUGCAUCGAGGGACAGAGAAGCUAAUUGAAUACAAGACAUACAUCCAAGCGCUACCUUAUUUCGACCGGCUGGACUAUGUCUCCAUGAUGACAAACGAAUUGUGUUACUCGUUGGCUGUCGAGAAAUUGUUGAAUAUCGAAGUGCCGGACCGUGCCAAAUGGAUACGCACAUUAUUUGGAGAAAUCACGAGGAUCUUAAACCAUCUCAUGGCUAUUCUUACGCACGCUAUGGACGUUGGUGCCCUAACGCCUUUCCUUUGGGGUUUCGAGGAGCGAGAGAAACUUAUGGAAUUCUAUGAGCGGGUUUCUGGCGCACGUCUUCAUAGUGCCUACGUUCGUCCGGGGGGUGUAGCUUUUGACCUCCCUCACGGACUAUUGGACGACAUCUUCAAAUGGGCCACCCAGUUUGGAUCAAGGGUAGAUGAAGUAGAAGAGGUUCUUACUGGAAACCGUAUCUGGAAAGAGCGUACCAUCGGAGUCGGCGUUGUUAACGCUGAUGAUGCUCUGAACUACAGCUUUAGUGGUGUCAUGUUGAGGGGCAGCGGCGUGAAAUGGGAUCUCAGAAAGGCAUCACCCUAUGACAAGUAUGACGAAGUUGAAUUCGACAUCCCGGUGGGCCAGCAUGGGGACUGUUAUGAUAGAUAUCUUUGCCGUGUGCAAGAAAUGCGGGAGAGUUUGAGUAUCAUCAACCAGUGCUUGAAUAAAAUUACGCCCGGCGCAUUCAAGGUCGAUGAUCACAAACUCGUGCCACCUCCAAGAGCAAGUAUGAAGGAGAGCAUGGAGAGUUUAAUCCAUCAUUUCAAGAUCUUCUCUGAGGGAUAUUCUGUGCCACCUGGCGAAACCUACAGUGCCAUCGAGGCCCCCAAAGGAGAGAUGGGUGUAUACUUGGUUUCGGAUGGAACGAACAGACCCUAUCGUUGCUCAAUCAGAGCACCCGGUUUCGCACAUUUGGCUGGGAGUGAUUUCAUUAUGCGACAUCACAUGCUAGCAGACGUUGUAGCUAUCAUCGGAACUAUGGAUUUGGUGUUUGGAGAGGUUGAUCGAUAGGACAUAGCGAUUCACCUGGCGCCGACACCGCAAAUGUAUACGAGGUGCGGAUGUAGAAUAAAUCUUAUUACUUCUUUCUCCUCCGCGAUUAUUGGGGUUCCCUUGAGGUUCAUCGGGUGAAGGCUUCCGUGUCGGACCCUUGGUUUUGGUAUGACGUCGUCACUUGACCGCGUCUCAUGCCAUUCGUCCGAGGUUUAUCCGAUGAAAUGUCGUUCGUGAGCACAGAUCCCACG